CGUAAUCUUUAACAUAAUUCUAGAGCUACAUAUGACGAGCAUGUCAUUGCAUUGUUGAACUAUCAAUCGAGACGACUGCGAGAAAAUCAGCACCUCUCUUUCUCGUGUGCACUAUGCCCACUGACGUCACAAAAGCCUUCCCCAACAGUCUAGGUCAACGACUUCCACUAUUAAUGUUGGCCAUACCGAUUUGUCACUUUUGAUUCGAAAUUUCUCGUUAAUGCAUUCGAUUUAAUACAUCAUAUAUUUGCGGCAUAUAAAGCAGGUAGACCUAAUUCCACUAAAGGACAUUCUGUGAUAGUUACAGCUCUGGAUUAUCUGUGAGACGUUCUUUAAAAUCUUUAUCGGACAGUUCUCUCUGCAGCCACAGGUGGCCAUACUAUUAUAGGCUUAGUCAAACAGUGGAAGCUUAAAGAAUGGAGAGACGAAAAUUCAAGGGACCACAAAUAGUUGUUGUAGAAGACAGUUCUCAGCAGCCCAAACCACCCCGGCCUGAUUUGGACUCCAAAACAACUUUAACAAUAAAAGGAAAAAAGUUUGAAUGCGAUUCUAGUGAUCUCCAGCAUAUACGAUUUCUAGGGAGAGGUGCAUAUGGAGUGGUGGAAGAAAUGGUGCACACACAUAGCAAUACAGUUUUAGCUGUCAAGAGAAUAAAUGCUACCGUGAACAACUUGGAACAGAAGCGGUUGCUUAUGGAUUUGGAUAUCAAUAUGAGAAGUGGUUCGUGUGAAUAUACAGUUGAAUUUUAUGGAGCACUUUUUAGAGAGGGUGAUGUCUGGAUUUGUAUGGAAGUUAUGGAAGCAUCACUUGAUCAGUUCUACAAGAAAUUGAAAGCUCAUAAUGAAAAAAUUCCUGAGAAUGUCAUUGGCAAAAUAGCUAAAUCAGUUGUCCAUGCACUACACUACCUACAUUCAGAGCUGAGUGUGAUUCACAGAGACGUCAAACCUUCCAACAUACUCAUCAAUAAAGCAGGAGCUGUCAAAAUAUGUGACUUUGGCAUCAGUGGCUACUUGGUAGACUCUAUAGCCAGAACUAAAGAUGCUGGGUGCAGACCAUAUAUGGCUCCUGAAAGAAUAAAUCCAGACAGCAAUGGAAAUGGAUAUGACAUUAAAUCAGAUGUUUGGUCUCUUGGAAUAACAUUGAUGGAGUUGGCAACUGGUGAGUUUCCUUACUCUAAAUGGGAUUCACCAUUUCAACAAAUCAAACAAGUUGUCAUGGAAGCUUCACCAAAAUUACCAGCUGAUCAGUUUUCUCCUGAAUUUUGUGAUUUCAUUGACAAAUGCUUGAAUAAAGAUUACAGGGCUAGGUACAACUACAACCAAUUAUUGCAACAUCCAUUUAUAAUAAAGGCUGAAGAGCAAGAAGUGGACAUGGCUGGAUAUGUCAAUCAAGUCAUAGCCAAAUAUGGCAACCUCAAUGAAAGUAAUACUUGAGACCUGUAGGAACAUAGGAACCUAAAAUCUAUUGAAAACGUGUGCUUGGUAGACUUAGGCUAAAGAAUAGCAAAUGGAAGGAGACAUUGUGUAAAUCCUUUUAUUUUUUUAAUUGGGAUUUAUAGUUAUUUCUCUGAUUAAUCUUCCCCUCUUGCUCCUGAUUUGAAUUGCUUGUAUAAAAGUGGUAUAACUGCUUCAAAGCUGAAGGUUGAGAUUUUAAUCAGAGUUAUAUAUAAAUAUAUAUAUAUAUAUAUAUUGUAUAAAAUUUUGAUCUAUUUGUAACUGUUAAAAGAAAAUAAAAACAACUCUCAAUUGUACAUAUAUAAGAAAAGUUAUAUUUAUCUCUGAGAGCAUAAGAUUACCUUCCCAUUUUUUUAAAGAACUGGAGUCAUAACUUGGUUUUUAGUUUCUUUUAUUUUCAAUUUAAAAUUAUAGUUUUUGUACAAAAUAUUUCUUUAAAAUGUUAAAAAAAGAAAUGCUUUGUCAUGUACUUUUUAAACUAACAGUCUGAUCAUUUUACAUCUUUACAGAAAAGCAAUUUUUUUUUUACACUAUCAUGCUUUGAGUUCAUGCCAUGGGGUUAUUAUAAUCUUUUAAUAUGUAAUAGUUUUAAAGAUUCUUAUUAAACAAUUAGAUUUACCAGUAGUAAGUUCCCAUAAAAUGUAUUUCCAUUUUUUAUAUCUUUUAUUAGCAAUACAAGAAUUUUUAAUUAUCUUGUAUGCUUAUAUCAUAAAGUAUUUAUUGAAUGCAUCUUGUAGAUAAUGCUUAGAUAAAAUUUGUAUAUGCUAUUUAUAAGAUCUUAACAUGAAUUUGUAUUUAUGAUUGCCUAUAAUUUGAGCUAUGCAAGUGAGUAGAUAUCUUAUGGGUGAACACUAUGAAAUAACACACAUUGUUAGAAUAUACACAAACUUAAUUUUGUUUUUAUUUCAAAGUUUUGAAUGAAAUGAAAUGUUUACAUUGUUUUGCUAAUUUUCAAAAUACUUAUUUUUCUCCAAGUCUUUAAUGAACUCAUGUAAAAUAAAAAUGUAAAACCUUGUUCACAAUUUAAAGAUUUAGUUACAAGCCAAAUUAUUUCAUGACUUAAUUUAAGCCAAUCCAUUUCAGGACAAGUAAAUAUGAUUCCAAACCACUAAUUCUAACACAUGUGUAAUUUUUUUUUAAUGGGAAGGUACUGAAUCAUGACUAUUUCUGUAAUGUUUAUUUAUUGUUUACAAAAUAAAGUAUUUAUUAUUAUUUAUUCUGAGCUUUCCUGUUUCAUCAACAAAAAUUCAAUCAUCAUAUUGCUUAUUGCUCAUAGGCGUUUCAUUACUGAGAAAAUAGAGUAUGUACUAAUUCUCAUUUUGACUCUAUAGUUUCAAAGCAAUUUCUCUUUGCACAGUCCAACAUAAAAGGCUACAUUUCUGAAAAUAUUUAUCAAUACUAAAUUCAUGAACAUUUUGAAACAACAAAUUGUAUGCAACAUUGUUCUUUUGUAUAGUUGCUCAAAAGUUGAAUCUUGUAUAUUUCUUUCUGUGCUUAUAUGUUGUUUGCUUUUGAAUUCUAAGAAAGACAUUUGUUAACAAAGGUUAUUAUUAUAUGUAUGUUUAAGUUACACAAAUCUUCCAGUUACCAUUGAAUAUAUGUACUAUGAUUUAUUCAUUGAAUUAAUGAACUUGUUAUUUAUGACUUGUAUGACUUAGCAGUAGCAUUUUGUUUAACACUGUCGUAAUUCCAGCCUGCACAACAAGCUUGUCAAGAUUGUAGCCUCUUAAGAACUUUCAUAAAGAUUAUUUUUUAAAGGCUAAAUAUUAGUAAAUUUUUAGGAGCACUUAUGUUGACACCAAUAUAAAAAAUUUUUUUUUUUUGAAUGGAGUGGGAAAUGGAAUUAAGAAACAUUUUUUUUUUUUUGGACACUCCAAAAUGAUACAUUUCCAUUCUCAUGUGUCUUCUGCUGUUUUUUUUUUAAUAAGUUUGGUAACAUUUUUACUAGCCACAAGCACUUAUCUUUUUGUAAUACUAUCAUACUUUUUAUUACACCAUCUGAUUUACCUAUUACAGUAGUCGAGUACAAUUAUUGUGGGUUUUUUAUUAAUGAAAUAAGGUUAUUUCAAGAUUUCUAGAAAAUCUUUAUGGCAAAACAUUUAAUCAUUUAAUGAAUGAAAAUGUUUUUUCUUUAACUAUUUAAACUUUGAAUAAUUAUCUUCAGUUGGGAUAUAAAAAAAACAACAGAUUCUGUUAAGAUUUUUAAUAAGAUAUUUAAAAAAAAAUUAUUUUGUGGUUUGCGGAAUCUUUUAUUUUUCUUUGGACACAGAAGUUUUUUUUAAUGCCUAUUGAUAAGACGAGACGCUGUUUACACUUUUAAGAAAUACAAUCUGUGAUGUAGUGUUGACUAAAAGGUUUCAUGUUGAGGGAAGCGUGUGUUUUUUUGUUUCUUGAGAUAGAAGACUGAUUUUAGUAGUGUAAUGCUGCAAUUUGCUAUGAAAUCUGUAUUUAUUCUUCAUGAACUUGCUUACAGCAUGGAAUCAUACCUCACCCUUAACUAUUGAUUGAAUUUGUUGCAUUGUAUUGUGUACUGAGUGGAGAUUAGAAGUGUUCAUUGAUUGAAUGAGUUGCAAAUACCUGUUGUACAGGACAGGAAAUAAAAUAUAUCUUAAUCAAUGGUACAA
This is a messenger RNA of Biomphalaria glabrata, 4078 nucleotides long. Its product is annotated as dual specificity mitogen-activated protein kinase kinase 3-like. Bases 417 to 1433 code for a protein of 338 amino acids. The transcript is spliced from 9 exons. NCBI's taxonomy places the organism in Eukaryota, Metazoa, Mollusca, Gastropoda, Planorbidae. Gene Ontology annotation, biological process: protein phosphorylation; MAPK cascade. The record is from RefSeq and is a predicted model, not a curated record. Gene Ontology annotation, molecular function: ATP binding; MAP kinase kinase activity.